AUGGACACCUCUGUGAAUUCGUCACAUUCUGCCCGAGAUAAGCGUAUCAAGUCUAUCAUAUAUAGCGCCGGCACCGAUCUUUGGAACUGGUGUGUUCAGAUUAAACGCGAAGAUGGAAGUGAAGUAUCAUCAGUGAGAAAGAGGCUCCUAACUUUCUGCCGGGUAUUCUCGUUCCUAAUUCUGGCGCUGGCGCAAUGGGGUGAUCAUAACACACCGGGUGAUCUCCUCCGCUUGGAAAAAUUGGCAAUCAAAACCGGCAGAUCUUGUAUUGUGGACGGCGAGCUCAAGUUUGCGCUCAUGGUUCUGCAGAAGGCCGCGGAAUAUAACGGGUUGUUGCAGAAUCUGCAGGCGAAGCUGCCGGACGAGGAGUCCGACGCCUGUAGGAAGCUAGAGACAGAGUAUUUUACACUUCGUAUAGUGUUGGCCUGGAAAGAAGACCGCCUUGACGUAGCAGACCAUCUGUACGAAAAGGUACAAGACUGUAAACAUACUACAAACCCAGCAUCGGCAGAGAAUUUUGCCGACUCAUUUUUUGAGAUUGGGAAAGACUUAACAGCGAAGCAGAACUUCUCGCUGGCAGUAAAGUGGUUAGAGCGGGCUUACGAAUUCAUCAACAGCCAAGACCUCGAGCAUCUACCAAGAGAGGUUAUCGAGUUGAGACUAGCAGUGUCCCAGGCGCUCAUUCGCGCCUAUUUAAAAUUAGAUACGACUGAAGGCUUCAAAAAGGCUGAAAAUCAUGUUUGUUACGUUGAAUCCGAGCUCGGUGAUAAACUUGUUGUCCUUCUACUUAGACUGGAACUCCUACUCAGCUCACCAGCCGAAGUAUUCGAUAGCAAUGCAUAUGCUGGCAUCCUUCGGCGGAUGAUCAGGAGCACUGAAGUCUCAGAAUCAAGUCUCAAUCUUAUGAUACACCAUAUACGUAAGCUAAACGACAAGAGCCCGAGCCUGGCCUCCUCCGUUCUCGGCGAAUUUAUAACAUUGGGAGUAUUGCCCACCCAACAGGACACCUGGGUUGAACGAGCCAUCGUGCUUUACACGCAGAUAGCAACAACGCAUCGGGACACUCACGAAACAAUACAAGAACUCGGAACCAUAUUUGAUAAUAUCGAGGCCAACCUAAAAAACUCAUUAUCAGCUGCUGCUGUUCUCGCCAUACAAAUGGUCAGCCAGCCACCCAACACAUCUUCAUCCCUUUUGGACAUGCGCUAA
Messenger RNA from Daldinia childiae, 1209 nucleotides. RefSeq lists its product as uncharacterized. The record is from RefSeq and is a predicted model, not a curated record. The transcript has 4 exons. NCBI's taxonomy places the organism in Eukaryota, Fungi, Ascomycota, Sordariomycetes, Xylariales, Hypoxylaceae. Bases 1 to 1209 code for a protein of 402 amino acids. Gene Ontology annotation, biological process: meiotic cell cycle; regulation of synaptonemal complex assembly.